Messenger RNA from Acanthaster planci (crown-of-thorns starfish), 3911 nucleotides. RefSeq names its product NOP2/Sun RNA methyltransferase 2 (gene nsun2). Lineage: Eukaryota; Metazoa; Echinodermata; Asteroidea; Valvatida; Acanthasteridae. Gene Ontology annotation, cellular component: nucleus; cytoplasm. The record is from RefSeq and is a predicted model, not a curated record. Gene Ontology annotation, molecular function: tRNA binding; tRNA (cytidine-N5)-methyltransferase activity. Gene Ontology annotation, biological process: tRNA methylation.
UAUGGCUGCUUCCUUGUGCACGUGAAAUCGUAUUUACAAACCCCAAUCCUUCGAUCAAGUGCAGUUGCUCAGCCGUUUUAAUUCUACUGUUAGCUGAAUCAUGGCCAGGCACCAGAGGAGAAAGUUCAAGCAGAAGGGUCAGGGAAAAGGAUGGGGAAAGAACAAGAAUCAGUCGGGAGAAGAAAAAGACGGAUAUCAUAGAUACUCAUAUGGACCAAUCGAGAAGAAGAAUGAAGCAUUUGAAAAUUACUACAAGAAGCAGGGUGUUAUACCGGGGGAGGACUGGGACAAGUUUAUGACCACUCUGCGAGAUGAACUGCCUGUGACGUUUCGCAUAACUGGUUACCGAAGUCACGCCCAGCAUAUGUUGAGCUACUUGAAGGGGCACUACAUUAGUGCUUUGGUCGACAAAACGGUGGAUGGUGAAGUCCUGGAACGCCCCAAACCGAUGCCAUGGUAUCCGGAUGAACUCGCUUGGCAGUUUGGCGUGACCAGAAAGAGUAUCCGCAAGAUGCCAGAGUACAAGAAACUCCACGAUUUCCUGAUCACGGAAACAGAGAGUGGCAACAUCAGUCGGCAGGAGGCUGUCAGCAUGAUUCCGCCGCUGCUACUUGACGUCAAGCCUCACCACAAAGUGCUGGAUAUGUGUGCGGCCCCGGGCUCCAAGACAGCACAGCUGAUUGAGCUGGUCCAUGCCGAACAAGUUUAUGGAUGGCCUGAGGGUUUUGUGGUAGCCAAUGACUCUGACAACAAGCGAUGCUACAUCAUGGUGCAUCAAGCCAAGAGAUUGAACAGCCCUUGUUGCAUGAUCGUCAAUCACGAUGCCACUGUCUUUCCUACUAUCAGAGUUCAGCAGGGAGAAGGCAGGAAGUUGACCCCGCUGAAGUAUGACCGCAUCCUUUGCGAUGUUCCGUGCAGUGGUGACGGAACUUUAAGGAAGAACUUCAUGAUAUGGAAGAAGUGGACACCAAAUAGUGGAUUGAAUCUUCACAUUCUUCAGCACCGUGUCUUGUUGCGUGGGGCUGAGCUACUGGAGGUUGGGGGUCGGAUUGUGUAUUCCACCUGCUCUUUCAACCCAAUCGAAAAUGAAGCUGUUGUUGCUAGUGUCUUACAGAAAGCCCAAGGUGCCCUGGAGCUGGUCGAUGUAUCUGAUGAAUUGCCUGGCUUACAGCGAUCACCCGGAUUGACAUCAUGGAAGAUCAUCAGCGAAACGGGGGAAGUGUUCGCAAACCCAGAUGAAAUUCCAGAGGACAAGAGGCAAAAGUAUAAAGCAACCGUCUGGCCCCCAACAGAAGUUGAAGCAGAGAGGCUACGUCUGACCAGAUGCAUUCGAGUCGUUCCCCAUCACCAAAACACUGGAGGUUUUUUCGUGGCUGUCCUGAGGAAAGUUGCCCCUCUUCCUUGGAUGAAGCAAAAUGCCACCGCAAAGAGAAACGCCCAAGCUAACAUAGCAGCAGAGGCUAAUCUGGACUCCUCAACUGCGAGUGAAGGGGAACCUUCUAGGGGGAACAAGGCAGAACCCGUGGAGGAGGGCACCAUUAAAGCAGAGACAGUGGACGAGGAACCUUUGGACGAGGAACCCACAAAUACAGACCUUCCCGAGGAGCUCGCUGAACCAGCGGAAGAUGAGACAUUAGCUGAGGAGGAAUCAGUUGAGAAUGACCCAAGCUCUGGCACUAGAGUAGGCCCGCCACCUGCAAAGAAGAAGAAGCUGUUCCAAGGAUAUAAAGAAGAUCCCUUUGUUUUCUUCAAGAAGGACGAGCAAAUCUGGCCACAGAUCAAGGAUUUCUACGCCAUUGAUGACAAGUUCCCAAUUACCCAGCUACUGACACGCUGUCACGGUGGCAAGAAACGUAAUCUCUACCUCGUCAAUGAGGGCAUCAAGUCCAUCCUUGAGAACAAUGAAGGCAACAUAAAGAUCAUCAACUCGGGAGUGAAAGUGUGGAGUCGCAGUGAUGCCAAAGAUGUCCCGUGUGACUUCAGAUUAGCUCAGGAAGGCAUCUACAGCAUAUUCCCUUACCUGUCCCCGGUGCGCAAGAUCACCAACAUCACCAAGGACGACAUCCGUACGCUUCUCACCCAGGAGAACCCGUUCUGUUCCCGCCUGGAUCAGCAAGCCAGGGAGGCUGCUACCAAUGCAGGUCAGGGCAGUUUGAUCUUUGUCUACGACCCAAAAGAGAGAGACCCUGAGUCCAACGACAUGUCCUUUGUACUCGUUGGAUGGCGUGGCAAGACCUCUGUGCGAUCCUACAUUCCAAAGGGAGAGCGUCAGCACAUCCUGCGCAUGUGUGACAUCGACAUUCCUCCUGAAGGUGCCACCGUCCCCAGUGACGGCACAGAGGGUGGUGUAUUGCCUGACAAGAAUGGUGACAAACCAUGGCCGUGUCUUGGGGAGUCGGAGCCAGCCAUUGUCGGGAGCAGUGAUUCGGAGGAUGAGACAGAGGGUGGGGAAGAUCAAACCAAACAGGCAGCAACAGUGGGAGAGAUGGAGAAUGACCCAGCUGAAUAUGGUGGGGAAUUGAGUGAUACCCCCAGCAUUACCCCAGGUGAAAAGACAUGACUUACUGAUAGACAGAACUGCAGAAGAUGUCAAAGAUAAUGGCAAUGUUCCUCCUCCCCCCCUCUCACCCCAAUAAGAUAAACUUCACAUGAAAGGGGACAGAAAGAAAGAUAGGGAUGAUCACUGAAACAGUUGUAGAAGUGAUAUUCAUUCAAAUUCAUUUUAUGUCUGUCACCUGCAGUGACAAAGUGGACCCAUUUCAAAGUGCGUAAUGGCAUCACAAGAUGGACUGAAUAAGUCAAUUUUUCCGCAAGAUUUGUGGAUUUGUUUAGAGAAAUUAGUAUAACUUUUAUUAAGAAGGAUAAUGUGUUUGGUUGGCUGGCACUUUCACCCAAGCCUGUGUAUUUUUAUUGGGUUCACGAACAAACUGGGCAUAACUGUUAAGGGUUUGAUCCAUGUGCAUAGCAAGGGUUUUGUUUGCCCAUUGCUAUUGAUCCAAGGCCCCUCUACAGUAGCCAUGGUCAACCCUUUCAUGGUCCACGCCCAAAGAAAAGGAAAUAUGAGGAAAAGGCAGUUUAGGGGACUUUAUUUCGUUGCUUUCACAAGCAACGUGAAAAAAAAAGCCCCAAAAUGUAGCCUAAGCCCUCAGAAAGGCCAUUAAAGGUUUCAUAAAGAUAUUCCCAUUUUUAGGGGCCUGAUCUCCUUCAAAAAAAUGCGACCCUCCCUUGAAAAUUUGGUCCUGCAUCCACCAUUUCCCACUGCAGUAUUAAAUUUUCAACAUGCUUACUCCAUUUCCACCAUCUCGGUUUUAUUUGUUCAGCAUCCCCCAUUUGGCUCUGAAGUCUACACUCUGUUGUAUUGUAAUUUAAUACUACAUGUGAUGCGAAAGUCUGUAAUCAUACAGCAUUUGUCCAAGAAUUAACCUGUCAAGCAACUCCCACGGCAGAUUUAUUGUAAUUUGCAAGUGUAGUGCGUUUUUUCUCAUCUUGGUUGUCACAUUAGGAGUUAAGUAGCAAACAUGUACAUAUACAGUGUAUUUCUUUUUGGCUUUGUUUAUGUGUGAAAAUACACUUGGGCACACAAAUCCAGAAAGAUACUUCAAUUCUUCAAUGUGAAUUUCUGGGAUAGUUGCCCCCGUGAUUUAUUUUGCAUCCAAAUUUGGAUUUUUUUUGUAGGCUUUGCUUGUUUAAUUAACCCAUUUCAAUUGUUCAAAACUGAUUUCUUUACAUCUAAGCUUCAGUUAUAACCGCGACUAUCAUUUUGUAAGCCCUUUUACAAAGGUAAAAAGAGUAAUUAAAUACUUUGAAACUUGAGCCCGAUCAAGAUGGAAAUUCUCGUCAGGAUGAGCAUGGCCCUUUAGGAUUCAUCACUUGGUAAAUUAAACAAGACAGAAUAGGGGAAAGUGACAAGG